Molecule: messenger RNA, 4378 nt
Organism: Anguilla rostrata (American eel)
Lineage: Eukaryota; Metazoa; Chordata; Actinopteri; Anguilliformes; Anguillidae
Gene: capslb
Product: calcyphosine-like b
Exons: 5
Coding region: 237-866 (209 amino acids)
Molecular function (GO): calcium ion binding
Source: RefSeq, a predicted model, not a curated record
UGGGAGGGGUUAUCGUCAUCAUCUACGGUAUGUGUAUAUUUCCAUGGAAACAGAAUUUGCUGGGGGAACGCCACAGAAUGUUCGUUGAACGGAACAACCUGUUGUCGAACUAGGAAGAUCUGUGGUUGAAGCAUUUUAACAAGCGGUCCGGUACCCUCCAUUGCUCUCGAAACGUCUGGUUGUUCCCUGGUGAAACGCCACAUCUUGUCUUCUCCGUGGGUGUGCCCCUGAAGACGAUGGCGGGAACGUCUCGGCACGAUCGCGAGAUGGCGGUGAACGCCAAGCAGAAGCUGUCCACGUGUGAUGACCCUGUGGAACGCCUGCGACUGCAGUGUUUGGCGCGGGGGUCUUCCGGGAUCAAGGGGCUCGGCAGGACUUUCAAGAUAAUGGAUGACGACAAUAGCCGCACUCUGGACAUGAAGGAGUUUAUGAAGGGUCUGAAUGACUACGGUGUCCUCAUAGAAAAGGAGGAGGCCAUGAAGCUUUUCCAGCAGUUUGACAGGGACGGCAGUGGACUCAUUGACUUUGACGAGUUCCUCAUUACGCUCAGGCCGCCCAUGUCUAACGCCAGGAAGGAAGUGAUCAUGCAGGCGUUCCGGAAGCUUGACAAGACGGGUGACGGGGUGAUCACAAUCGAUGACCUGAAAGGGGUGUACAACGCUAAGUACCACCCGAAGUACCAGAACGGGGAGUGGACAGAGGAACAGGUGUUCCGCAAGUUCCUGGACAGCUUUGAUUCCCCCUACGACAAAGAUGGCAAGGUCACGCAGGAAGAGUUUAUGAAUUACUACGCAGGUGUGAGCGCGUCCAUUGACACGGACGUCUACUUUAUCGUAAUGAUGAGAACCGCCUGGAAACUAAACUAAAGGGCUUGAUGCCUGAUCUCUAGGGUAACGACCCCUGACCCCUGGGAUCCUGACAGCACAGAUGGGCUAGUUUCUUUGGGCUAACAUUUUAGCGUGUCAAAGUUUGAGUCUCUCUUACGGCGCUGAAGCAGUAUGAUUUCCUCAGCUGUUUCUCCUUCCUUGUCUUUGCAUAACCUUUAUUGCUGGCAUUUUCUGCUCCUAACAUGGUGGCUUUUUUACUGUCCUGUUUCUCAGUAGUUGGUGUUUUGCAGCUCAGCAGAAAUUGACUCUGCAUAUUUGCCCUUGGAGUUGUUAAGCUGUCCUGCUGCCGUGUGCUUGAUGUUUAAGUCUGUCACAGUGCACACUGUGCCAGUUCUGUGCACCUUUCAAAGUCGCUCCUUUUUGUGCAGAGGCAAUUACCUAUUGAGCAUAUAGUCAGGAAACUGGUGUAAGCAUUUCAAUUGGUAUGUUUUUAUAUGACCUGUAUGGCUGUUAUUCCUGACAAUAACAGUAAAAUUAAAUAGAAAGUAUAUGAACAGUUACAGUAAAGUUGACCUGGCACUCUGGAAUGAUGGCAUAUUUGGAGAUAGAGGAACAGGAAUGGUUAACCUUUCUAGAAGCAAUUUGAUCUGACAAAUUAAGGAAUAUGAGACAGAUUAUCUUCGGUACCACAAGGAAUGUCAUCUCAGUUACCUGGCUGAAAUAGAAAAAACUAUUUUGAUAAUUGGAUAUAUUUUCAGUAUUUUCAAAUAUAAUUCAGAAAAUGCGAACAUUGAAUAAUAAUUUAGUUUUUAAAUAUGUUAAAUCGUAGAUACUGCAGAUACUAAUGUUCAGUUGAAUCUGUCAUUUCAAUUGGUCAGCCUCACAGUUUUUGAACCAGUCCUGUUGAUAAUGGAGAAUACUAAGUGGUCAACUAGCUAGUCCAUAUCUCCAAAGCGCAAUCAUAUUGUCUUACAUACAUGUGCAGUUUUAAGUCAUACCAUUUUAAAAAAUCAAUAAAAAUGACAUUUUUUUAAAACUUUAAAUAAGGUUACUAGUAAUAAAAAUAACCCUGCCAGUUACCUCAGGUCUACAUCUGUUUUCUCUUUGGGCAGUUUUACUGUGUUCAACUCUUUGGCUUCCUGGUUCCUUUCCUACUCUUGUAGCUAACAUGGAAUUGCUGAGUAGUGCAUCGGUUUGUCAAACAUGGCGGACGUCUUCCUCCUUCUGAACGUAAUCAGUAGACUGUAGAUGUUAAUGUGCCUUUUUAUGUAAUCACAUGCAACAGUCUGAGCCUAUCUAUUAUUUGUGCUGAAUUGUCCUCUGCCUCUUGUCCGUUACCUUACGAUUCAGUAAGACACAUUUGGGUCUUUCCUGCUUUACUGAAGGUCACCAAAGAAGAGUUUUUGAACUACUACUGUGGAGUCAGUGCCUCCAUCGACAGUGACGUGUACUUCAUUUUGAUGAUGAAGACGGCCUGGAAACUAUGAUUUCUACAUUCUGUAUGGAACUUCAUGGACAAUUAACAUGUGCUGUCUUUUUUAUAAAGCAAACUAUUAUCUUAACACUGUCUGCUAGGACAUAAUGAAGAAAAUUGAAAGGCGUUUAAAUUAUUUUGGUGUAAAAAUCCUAAUUUUUAUGAUUUGGGCUUUUGACAUUUUGUGCAAAGGAAGGAAAUUAUUCUGGACGUUGUUAACAGUUGUUAGCAUUUCAGAAUCAAUAGAGCUUUUCAACUCCUAAAGACCUGCCCAGUCCUGUUCCUGGAGAUCUACCAUCUGGUAGGUUUUCUUUUCAACCCUAAUCUGCACACCUGAUUCUACUGAUUAGCAGAUCAAAAUCUCUAGCUGUUGAAUGAGGUGUGCUUUGUUGUGUUGGAGUGAAUACCCACAGGACAAUAGAUCUCCAGGAACAGGUCUGGACAGCCCUGGACAAGGUGAAUGUUAGCAAACCAGACCAGCUGUACAAACUGGGGAGAUUUGCAUUGUCUGCCGACAGUCAUGUUCAGUCCUUAAAUACUAAAAAGUUACAGGGCAUUGACCUCUUUGCAUAGUAGGAUAUAGAUUAGAAAACAACUGGGACAACUGUUCGUGAUGAACAUUGACUGCCUUUGUGGCAGUUUGGUCUGUGCUAGUUCAUCUGUUUCUUUUCUCUCAGAGGGAACCUCUUAAGUGAUUAUGUGGGUUACAUUUAUAGAAACAAAUGGCUGAAAUUGCACUCUUUUGGCCAGUAUGCAAGUUACCAUUCUGUGCAAUAAAUCUAAGAAUACAGUCUUCCUAAGACCUGCUUUCUUAACUUCACUGAUGGCAGGUAGAUGCACACAGUACUACUGUAAUCCCUUUUGUGGUCAGUAAACAGCCUCUUUGCAAAAUACAUAAUUAUUGUACAGUAAAAUCUAAAAUUGUGCAUAAAUAUAAAUAAUGAGAAUGAUCAGAGGAUGCUUUUAAAUGGGCAUUCUGUAUGGUGCACUAUACAAGUACUUUGGUUAACUGUCUAAAUAUACUAAAUAUAGAAAAACAUUUAAUUGUGUUAACCACAAAAUGCUAGUGGCAUGGAAACAAUGAACCAAGAUUGUACUAAAAGGAAUGUUGCAUUGAAUACUUUUUUGGAAACUUGAUUUGAGGGCCUUUUACUGUUGUAUAAACAUGUAUAUUGUCUGAUUAUCUAAAAUGGGGGGGAAUUUUAAUAGUUUUUGACAGAAAUUAUAGGACGUUUUAUAAGAUUACGUAGUGCUGUUUUGAACGUCUUAGUAAAUGCUUGCCUUUUCCAAGAGAGUUAGCACAAUAUGUUGUGAAGUGAUUUUACUUUUUUUUUCAGACUAAUGUUAACAUUUAAAAUUAAUGUUGACAUUUAAAAUAAGAACAGAUGAAGUCAGUUGAAAUUUGAAAAAGUAUUGCAGUAUAGCACAGCAGUUUGUGAAGCAGACAUGUAACCUGUAGGUUUGAAUCAUUUCAGGCACAGUGGGACCUCCCUGCAUAAUUUUUAAAUCUUUGCUUAUAUUUACCUGUACAAAAAAAGGGACUUUUUUAGAAAUUGCUUUGCGUCCAGGACAAACAUUUCAGAACCCAUACACUUUUUUUCCAUGUGCAGAGGACUAUAUAAUCUCAUAUCUACAGAUAAUCAGUUGAGGGUUUGUGCACUUGUAAUUUUUCCAGGAACAUAAUAAAUGUCUUGUUGAAUCAGGCAGGAAUCCUCUCACUACUCAUAGACUGAUAAAAUGACUCAAAAUAACUCACACAGAAAUAGAGCGAAAUGCUCAACGGGGUUCAUGUGGAGACCUGACAUUUAGCCAGUGAAGGUCCACAUCUGCAUGCUUUGCAAUUUUUCUAUUUGAGUCAUAAUUGUAGCAAUUCUGCUGCUCCUAGACUUUCCUUUUCCUCAUAUUCAUUAAGUUAUUAUUUGGCCCCACAAUGCCUGUGAUGCGUGCAACCUGGCUUAAACCACAACAUUUACUGUUGUCAUUGUCAAACUGUUUCAGUGUUGUAUUACAAUUCUUCUUGUUCUUGUUAUUAUAGUUAAUAUAAUUGAAAUGCCAAAUAAAAGUUUUAACCAUGUUA